Synchiropus splendidus (mandarinfish) is the source of this 8719-nucleotide messenger RNA. RefSeq names its product protein bicaudal D homolog 1-like. Gene Ontology annotation, molecular function: dynein intermediate chain binding; dynein complex binding; dynactin binding. Gene Ontology annotation, cellular component: cytosol; Golgi apparatus. Lineage: Eukaryota; Metazoa; Chordata; Actinopteri; Syngnathiformes; Callionymidae. Gene Ontology annotation, biological process: regulation of microtubule cytoskeleton organization; microtubule anchoring at microtubule organizing center; protein localization to organelle. The coding region runs from base 308 to 3691 and encodes 1127 amino acids. The record is from RefSeq and is a predicted model, not a curated record. The transcript is spliced from 11 exons.
AUCCCGAUCCGCAGCAAGAGGAGAGCGACUGCCUUGCUCCACGGCAGCAGGCACAGAUGGCGACCUGGAGCCGGUGAAUAAGCAGAAAUCGGAGGGAGGGGAAGGAUGCGGAUGACGACGAGCGGCUGCAUCACAUGGCUCUGAGGAAGAUGGACACACUUUGAGGAGAUCCGAGGACGCGUUAUUCUUCUUUUAUUUAUAUUUUUUACGCGGAAUCGAAGUCUGGUUCUGACCGCAGCCUUGGUUGUUUCCUCCUCCGCUGGGACCCUCGGCUCAUCCGGAGGAAGGCUGGCGGAGGAGAGGGGCGAUGGCCGCCGGUGGAUCCGGAUGCGGGGACACGGUGGAGCAAUGCCGGGCCGAGGUGGAGCGUCUGACCCGGGAGCUGGCGGAGGCCAACCGCGAGAAGAUCCGGGCGGCGGAAUGCGGACUGGUAGUUCUGGAGGAGAACCAGAGUCUGAAGCAGCAGUAUGCCGAGCUGGAGGCCGAGCAAGAGGCGCUGAGGCUGGAGCUGGAGCAGCUGCAGGAGGCAUUUGGCCAGGCCUACACCACCCAGCGUAAAGUGGCCGAGGAUGGCGAAACCAACGAGGAGACGCUCCUGCAGGAGUCUGCUACCAAAGAAGCCUACUACAUGGGUCGACUCCUGGAGUUGCAGACGGAGCUCAAGCACAGCCGGACCACCACCGCCAACGCUCAGGCCGACAGCGAGCACCUCAGCACGCUGGUGCAGGAGCUGCGAGAGCAGAGCAACGAGAUGUUAGAGCUGCAGCGCAGUCGGAUGAGAGAAGAGAUACGCGAGUGCAAAUUCCGGGAAUCGCGGCUCCUCCAGGACUACACUGAGCUGGAGGAGGAGAACAUCUCUCUACAGAAACUCGUGUCAACGCUCAAACAGAACCAGGUGGAGUACGAAGGGUUGAAGCAUGAAAUCAAGGUUCUGGAGGAAGAACUGGAGCUGCUCAACACGCAGCUUCAAGAUGCGCUACGCUUGAAGGAGAUCGCUGACACUCACCUGGAGGAGGCGCUGGAGUCCCUGAAGUAUGAGCGUGAGCAGAAGAACCACUUGCGCAGGGAGCUGGUCCACCAUCUCAGCAUGUGCGACGUGGCUUACACAGGCAGUGCUCACCUGAUCUUCACCUCAGCUCCACCCAGUGGCACUGGCACUCCGACUACGCUGCUCUCACCCAACUCAGAGAAUCCUUUGAGGUGCAACGGACAUGUUCAAGGUGCAGCAGGAUCCUCAGUGGCCUCAGAAGCAGAAGGAGCUGGCAGAAAAGUCGAAGCUUCAUCAGACCUGUUCACUGAGAUAAACCUGCCGGAAUUCCAGAAGCUCAAACAGCAAUUGGUGACGGUUGAACGUGAGAAGGUAGCACUGAUGGCAAGCUUGCAAGAGUCGCAGACUCAACUUCAGCACACCCAGGGGGCUCUGACCGAGCAACAUGAGAAGGCCCUCCGCCUUAGCCAGAAAGUCUCUGCUCUCCGGCGCCAGCAAAGAGGGCCUGCCUCUGCUACGGAGGCCACGAGUGGAGAUGCCUACACUGGGUACAGGAUGGAGGAGGCGGAUGAGGAUGUAGGAGACGAAGAGGAUACGAGUGUCAAGAAAAGUCGACUUUUCACCUACCAGUCACCGGGUUUGGAGAUUCUGCAGUGCAAGUAUCACGUGGCUGUGACUGAAGUGGUGGAGCUCAAGUCGGAGGUUAAAACGCUCCGGGAUCGUCUGGCCCAGUUUACAGAGGAGGCCGAUCAGGGGAAGCCCAAAGGAAAUAUUCGGGUUCAGACACUGGAGAAGCAAGUUGCAUCAUUGGAGAGGAGCAACCUGGAGGGACGGGAGAAGAUCACGAGCUUGGAGUCGGCGCUGCAGGAAUCCCAGGCAGCUGCCAGCGAGUGCCAGGCGGCCCUGACGGCGGCUCAGGAUGAACUGGUGACACUCAGUGAGGAGCUUGCUCAGCUGUACCACCACGUCUGCUUGUGCAACAACGAGACACCAAAUCGCAUCAUGUUGGACUACUACAGACAGGGCCGCGGGCUCAGAGGCCUCAGUGCCAGUCUCAAAGCCAUGUCUUCGGACAACAGUAAAGUCCUCCUCACGCCGCGCCUCGCCAGGAGACUGGCAGCUGUUGCUUCCUCAACCUCCACCACCUCGAUAACCUCGACUCCCCAGGAGUCACGGAGCCCGUCACAGUCUCCGUCCAAAGAGCCCCUGUCUGGGGAGACGUCAAAGGAGGGCCUCCAGGUUCCGUCUGAGCAAAGCCUGGCUUGCACAUCUCCAACUCGCUCUCCCAGCAUCAGUGCCUCUUCGUCAUCGUCAUCGUCAUCAUCCCCUGCCAUGGAGCCAAUCGGAGAGCUGCGCCGGGAGCCCUUGAACAUCUACAACCUUAAUGCUAUUGUCCGAGAACAGGUGAAGCACCUCCAACGGGCAGUGGACAGGUCUCUCCAGCUGUCCAAGCAACGGGCAGCCGCCAGAGAACUUGCUCCGCUGCUUGAUAAGGACAAAGAAACCUGCAUGGAGGAGGUGCUGAAGCUCAAGUCUCUGCUGAGCACUAAGAGAGAGCAGAUCGCGACCCUGAGACUGGUGCUGAAGGCCAACAAACAGGCAGCAGAAGGAGCUCUUACCAACCUGAAGAGCAAGUAUGAAGCCGAGAAAUCAAUGGUCACCGACACAAUGAUGAAACUGAGGAACGAGCUGAAGGCCCUGAAGGAGGAUGCCGCUACUUUUUCAUCUCUGAGAGCUAUGUUUGCCACCAGGUGUGACGAGUAUGUGACCCAGUUGGAUGAGAUGCAAAGGCAGCUGGCUGCAGCAGAGGACGAGAAAAAGACACUGAACUCCCUCCUGCGAAUGGCCAUCCAACAGAAACUGGCCCUUACGCAGCGUCUGGAAGACUUGGCAUUUGAUCAAGAGCAGACUCACCGUACGCACAGGACGAGACUUGCCCGCGGGAAGACCAGCACUCCCAAAGUAAGUCCCCCAGCCUCGGCCUCCUCUACCAACCUAGCUCAAGGCACCUCAGUAGCUUUUGCAACAAGUAGUCUCUCUGCGUCCGGCCUUACAAGUCCCACCUCAAUUGUUUGUAACGAUCCUGAGGUACCCAGUAGUCCAACUACGAGUAACACAGCGAGCGCUGCUUUGGCAGCUCUCACCUCCCCUGUAUCACACACUCCCCCACGUAGUCCGUCAUCGACAGCUAUUGCUGUAAGUCCCCCAUCUUUGGAGGCUUCAGCUUCCCAAACGUCAUCGUCAAACACCGUGAGGGUGACUCAAUCCCAAUGGACUGUUGGGUUUCGGACCUUUGUUGUCGAUUCUCACAGUUUCAGUGUCAACAUCCCUCCAGGUCCGUCUCGUGGUCCGGCUUUGUCCCGACAAUACACGGCAGACCCUCAGACAAGGUUGACCCCGGGAGCAGGUUCUGUUCCCUCCUCUCCGUACCGCUCCCCACUGCUCGGGCUACGACGGUCCACAUACAGCCCAUCACCUCGAACUCGCCCCUUGUCUAGCUUGACUCGAACCUCAGUCCUCCACUCAUCCCCGUCCUCUUCUUACUCCUCAUACUCAUCUCACUCUCCCAGCAGUUACUCAUCCAGCUACUACAGUGCGUCACCUUCAAGCUCCUACUUCCCAUCGACUAGCACUUAUAGCCAUUCCUCCCACUACACUCCCCUGUACCCCAGAUACUACAGCGCCUACCGACCUCGGCACUGAGCCCUUUAACCUUCACGACAAGCCUUCUAGAGGAUUCCCCCACUUCUUACUAAUCCCAAACUUCCACCUAUCCCUCUCUUUGGGAGUAUGCGGGCUCACAGAGAGGAGGAAAGACUGGUUUCCCGUGUUAUCCUGUGCCUUGGCGAAUGGGUUCUGAAUGUCCAGUGACUUUGCUCAGGGAAUUGAACCAAGGAGCACAAGCGGCCCUGCCUUCCUUUUAUUCUGAGACUGCUGACAUGUCAAGACGUUGGUAAAGACUUUGUACGGAAUGUUUUUGUAGAAUCCUUUAGGUUGAGAGUUCAGCUGCAUGUGUUUCACGAGACACAGGAGCAUUGUGCAUUGGACACAUUACAUUCAGUGUAUCAGCCACUCUGUGUAGCCGCUCACUUUUCAGUGGACUUAUUAUUGUACACCAUAUACACACAAUCAUUGUAAACCAAAUGUCCUUUUGGUUAAGUCGGUACAUCGAUGCUGUGGGCUAAGUGUGCUUCAAAAGAACUUGGCUCAGUGUGUCAUGCAGCAGCAGUACACUGGUGCCACUUGUGGAUCGGACCUUCACUCACCUUAAGUGUAUGUGACAGUGCAGUGAAUGUAUUUAAACCGCAAAAGCAGGUAUGAUCGUGUACUUGCACUGUGCUUUCCUGUAGCCAGUCACAGCUUUAAACCACUGGGAUACGCAGCUGAAGUCUUAGUCAGCUAAAGAGAUUUUACGUGAUGUAUGUUGUGUCUUAGAACCGAUUUGUAUGAACUUUUUUGGAACAUUUGUCACUAAAACAUGUUUUUGUUGUUCAAUCUAACUUCCUGAGCGCUUUAUCAUGACAUCAGGAUCGUCCAGUUCCUUUAGUACUGUAUGUUCCUGUUCACACAAACACACCCAAACAAGCGUUUUUGUUGUUAUUUGACUAGAUAAUUGUUAACACAAGCUCCAUCAGACCUAUUUGAAUGUGCCCCACUCCAUUAACUCAACCACCAGAAGACUUUACAAAAUUUUACAUGAGUGAAUCCCUUGAUGCUCAGGUGCUUUAUGGUUGUAUAAAGAAAAAUAGAAUUGACAAAGAUGUUUCCUCACGUGUUCGCUAUUAUUUUAGAUUCAGAUUUGAAUAGAUGUAAUCUUCUUUAUUGAAUUCUAAUGCAAGUUGAAGUAUAAAACUGUGCAAAUUUUCUAUGUUUGCAGCCUAUUCUUACUGGUAUAACCAAAGUGAAUGUAUCUCGCCAAUGUCACUUCGCAUCAUUUGAAGCAUACUUACCCCUCUGGUGUCUUAUCCUCGUUUCACGCUGCUGAUAUCACCAAACACGUGUGAAGGAGAAACCACUCACUACAAGUGCACUGGAUACUUUGUGUUCGAACUGUCACUUUACUACACUUAAUAAACGACUUCACCUGGUUUCCCUCCUCCGUCUUAUCGACUUCUCGACUGCCAUCUAGUGGGUGCCAUCUUUACAUGCUGAUGUAGAAUGUUGGAGAAACACACAGAUACCUGUAGGUGAGAAUAUGGAGAACAAAACCAUAUCUAUACUCUUAAUUACGAGUCACGCAUUUGAAUUAUAUGAUAUAGGUCCCUCGACUUUUAGCUCCAUAUUAAAGUCUUUCAAAGACUGAGAACAACGCUUAAAAAAUGUGUGUUUCCAUGACAUUAACUCGACCGAACAGAGUGAAUGUGUCAAACUCAGGAAUUAUUAGUUUUGCAUUUUGCAGUCUGCAUUAAUAUGUGUUAUUCAACACAAAUAUUUGGCCUCCAUUUACCAGACUUCCUGUAUGUGUAGUGCAUACGGUUGUACACUGUUUUAACUUUUUUGCUGGAACCAAAAUCAUCAAGAUGGACCCCUAAGUGUCACCAAUUUUGUCAGUAGAAGCAAAUAGACUCACGGUAAGAAACAAGGAUAGUUUGUACAGUCGAUAUUAUACGGUAUUUAACCGAUAAUUUAACAGAGAGCAUUGGUAUGGUAGUUUAGCAGAAUAGCUAUGUUACUCCACUGGAUUCAAAAUAACAAACUGUAAGUGUGCAACCUCCACUAUGAUCACAUUAAUGUGCCAUGCUGUCAGAUUCAUUGCACACAUUCUGUCCUGAUUUUUUGUUUUUAUGACCUAUCAGCUUGACUGGUGAAUUUGUGAUGAGAUCAACCUUUUUGGAUAAGUUUCCCAUCAAGGUGACUUGUGAAUCAAAAACGUCUUUGUUGUGUGAAUCACACUGGGGCGAAACCCGCUGACAGGCAACAUCUGAUUCAACAUUUGGUUUACAAUCAUUGUUGCAAGUGAUAUAUUCGCAUCUCAACUUACUGUAUGUUUACAUCAAGUAUGGCAUCUUUUCCAAACGUUCCUUGAGCAGCUCUUCAGUUGGACACCUGUGCGACCUCCUCUCUGUGACUCCCCUAAAUCCUAAAUUCCAAUCUGGAUUCAUUUUUAUCCCAAAACAGAUGAAGUCUGUCAAGUGUUUUCUGCCCCAUGGUGGUGAAGCUCUGAGCAGAAGUCCUCUGAUGUCACUUACCCACAAUGCUGACAGGAAACAGCACCACUGCACUUACCUUUAAUAAAUUGUUAUGUGUUUAAAAUCACAAGUCAUUGGACCAUAAUUUAGUUGUUAAUGCCCAAAUUUCUCUGUAGAAAAAUUUCAACUCUCAAUGAGUAACUUUUUUAUGCGUCUUUAUAUUAUUUACCUAAGACCCAGAUGUUUAUCUCAAGUCUCACAAUUGUAUAGAACUUAUUUAGAUUCCAAAUAUUCUAUUUCUUCAAUAUGAAUCUCAAUUCUCAAAUGAACACUGAAGCUAAAUCCCUGUGUUUUAGCCCCAAUUAUUAUUUUUUUUUUUGUCAAGGUGUGUAGAUUCUCAAAGGAAUCACACCAGAACAUUUUGAGGGAGUCUGUCAUACUUGAGACAUGUGAGUAAAGAGUUGUGAUACAUAGGUGAGUCCCUCAAUUUGUCCACAGAGACCGGAAAAUGUGGGUUUCCUCCUGGUACUCUGGUUUCCUCCCUCAGUUGAGAAGCUUGUUGAGGUUGAAAUGAGGGUAACUGAGGAGUGACUGUGUGAGUGGAGCUCCCCCCUGCCUCUCACCCUAUGUAGCUGGGAUAAGGUCUCGCCACCUGCCACUCAUAAAGAGAUAGAUGAGUAAUUGCUGGUCCAAAUAAAUGUAAUUUAAACCUUAAAAUGAAAUCUUAAAUUGUAAAUGGGUAAUAUACGAUAACACACAAAUGAAUGGCUGUGAGGAUUAGAAACACACUGUAGAUUUCUGUAUACACAGAAUCAUUAUACAUUGAUUCGCUUUAUGUAAUGAUUUAUUUUAUUAUUAUUUAAAAAAAAUAGUAUUAAGGACAGUUUUGUUUUUGUUUGUGAAUUAAAGACUGUUUCAAUGUGGGCUGCGGGGAACCAUCGUGUUAAAAUGAACAUUUAAAAAGUAUAAGUCAAAGCACUUAUUCACUGGAUAAAGCAUUCAGAUUUUAUUCAUCUGGAACAAAGACAAAUUCAUGCCUCUGAACUAUGCUGACCUUCAGCCAAAAAUGGCAGUCAUUGAAUGUCACUGGUUUCCUAUUUCUCUUUGCUAUGUUUAAACAUCACAGUCCCAAAUCGCAUCAGCUUUGUGUUUUGUUUGUGAUAGCUGGUGAACGUUUUAACUAACUUGCCUGAAUUCACACUGUAUUUCCGCUUCUUGCGCAGUAGCUCUCACAGAGAAAUCCUCUGACUGUUAUGCACAAAACGCCUGUGUUUCUUCUGGCCACUUUUUUAUGCACAAGCUUCUGCUGUUUCUGAGCCGUUCAAUCUGUGAAUUUGUUUGUUAGUUAACUCCUGCAAUAAACGUUUGUUCAGCACAUGCUUCAGUUCGCAGACAGAGACAGUUGGAGGGUGUUUACCUUACAUCUGCAGUGUUAUGACGACUCCAGUCUCUUGCAGAUCAUCAGUAGUUUUCUGCCUCAGUCCAGAUCCUCGUACCCGCCUCGAAGCUGAUGACCUCGCUGGCGUUUGUCUUCAGGUAACAGUGUUGCUUGCCGUGUAAACAUCAUGAGCGUCACCGUAGUGUCUGGGGCCUCUGCUUAUCAACUCAACAUGCGACUGUGUACAUUCAGGUACAGCUUGAAAAUGUGGUUCAGGCAGGUGUUAUGGGACUAGCAAACUCAUUUUGCAUGGUACUUGAUGCCAGCAUGUGAAGGCAAGAAAGAUCAAAAGUGGGAUGGCUGCAGAGAUCCUGUCCCUGGAUUCCAGAGUUUUAUUUGGAUGUUGAAAAUGUGGGACUCACUAUGUUGUUAAACCUUUAAGACUCAGCUAGAUAUACAGCAGGUGGAUAGAGGGCUCUGGACCUACCUUGAGGUGGACUGGACUUCUGUUUUUAGAUCUUACUCUGAGCGUUUGAGUGACAAGUCGUGGGUCAUCUUCUUCUUCCCCUGGUGGCUACUGUAGUUCUACUUUGGAACCCCCAGUCACCCAGAGACUCACGUCCCUUGUGAUAUGUUCUAUAACCUUCUCUGCUUGUCCCUGUCUUGAAGUGUUUGGACCUCCGAGCAGAUGUCUGCCACUAGUGCCUCCUGUCUGACUUCAUCAACAUCUCCAGCUCUGUUGGACACACCUGACACCAAAGAUCCGCCAUUCUAGGCCUGAAGCUCUGACGGAGUGUUACAGUCAUGUAUUUGUUGCAUCAUGAAUGUGUUACCUCAUGCGAAUGUGACAUCGCGAGUACGUUCUCCCAUGUAUCCAUAUGCAUGCUUUCUCUCUCAUCACAUUGUAGGCGUCAUCUAUAGCACCGCCAGGGCUCAAAUGAAGUCCAUCAUCAUCGCCUUUAGUCUUUUCAUCCAUGUCGACAUAAAGAAAGCACAAAGCGAAUCAAAGCCGUCCAGACAACGACGGCAUCAUCGGCUGCUAAGUUUGAAUGUGCAUGCUAUCAUAUCAUAUCAAAUCAUAUAUUCCAACGCCCCAUGUAUAUUGUAGUUUCAGCAUCAGCAUUUAUCACAGAGCUCCUCUCAGGAUGUUACAAGCAAUAGACGAUGUAAACACAAAGACGCAAUACUGUUUGUUUCAGAUGGUGAAUAAUAAAAGUUUGUCUC